Molecule: messenger RNA, 1570 nt
Organism: Schistosoma spindalis
Lineage: Eukaryota; Metazoa; Platyhelminthes; Trematoda; Strigeidida; Schistosomatidae
Source: the annotation of a GenBank genome assembly
CCUGAAGGUCACUUGAAGGUCAUUUAUAGAUUGUGGUCAAGAAUCAUAGUAACUCAAAGUUCUGCAUUAUUUGUCAUUCUGCUGGUUUCAAUAAGGUUAACUCAUAGUUCCUGAACUUUGUUUUCCUAACGUUCAUUCGGCUAGUCUGAAGGUCGUAGCAAAACUUUGAAGGGCGUUAUUUGGCUUAUUCACACGGUUCUCCGUGCAUAUUUCUUGUAAUAUUAUGGUACAUUCAUUAAACCAUGCACAGAAAGCCUAAACUAGCUAUUUAUGUUAAGGUUCUAGAUUGCGCCCAUGAAAACGACCUAUCAUUAUUAUAUCGUCCAAUUUUCUCUCGGACGUUUCUAUCCUAGUAUUUUUCUCUCGAAUAAAGUAUCUGACUACUUUUCUGUUUAUUUACACAGAACUAUUUUGUUGCAUUGCUCGCUGUUACUUAUAAAAAUGGGCGACACGGUUGGUCCCGCAGCGUAUGUCCUUUUUGACGAACUAUACACCAAAGAAAAUGUUUUUCACUCCAUAAUAACCAAUAACAAAACUCUAAAUAUUCGUCUACUGGGAAGAUUUUCUGCCUUCAAAGCUGAUAGCAAUCUGGUUGAAUUGUUGUCUCCAUUUCAAGGUGGUGCUAUUCCUUGCAUUAUUGUCAAUGUAAAAUAUCUAACUGAAAACCAGAAGCAAUGUUUUUCAAGUCAGACAGCUAAUGAACGCUUAAUACAAUUUAUUGGAGAGUUAAGUAUAUCAGAAGAUAAAAAACACUAUCACCUUACAGCGUUUUCAUUUACCUUUAUGGAUGGUGUGAGUCUAGAUUUAUAUAGAACUGUAACAAAGAUAACUCGAAGUUAUAUUGCCUACUUACCGUCUGUAUGAUUUAUUUUGAAGCUUUUUUGUGUAUAUACUGCAGUUAUCCCUGUUUUUCCUAUGUGGUAAUUCAAUGAUUUAUUGAAAGAAUGAAUAGAUUGUGAGUAAACGAUUCUGUUAUUUUUCAACAUAUUUAUUUGUGAUUGUAUUUGAAAAUCCUUAGGUAAAAUAACGCGAACUAAUUGAUUUACGAGUACAGAUAUCUGACUGGAAAUUUCUUAUGAUGUUCACUUGUACUAAACGAGAUACUUUUGACUACAUAUGGAUUUACUCUUCAUCUUACUUUAUGUCUUGAGUUCCAAAAUUAUUUUUGUUUUGCUUUUUAUACCAAUAACUCAUCAUUUCUUCUCGAAUCAUAUUAUCCGUUUAAUCUAAUCUGUCUAAUACCACCGAUACUGCUACUACCAUUAUUACAGCUGUUUAUUUGUCUUGGUAAUUUUAUGUCGCUGUGGCGUGUGACAACUAGAACUACUGUACAUUUUUGCCAGGUUUUACGUUGAUCAUGGCUGGCUGCUUAAAGGAGGCGUUAAUGGCAUGCGCUUUAUGUGGAAAUACUAAAUUAUUAGACCAUCGUUAUAUAUGUAACUAAUUUUCUUGAUGUUGAGCCGUUUUUAGUCACUUGUGAUGUAAGUGAGUUAUCAGUCUUUCAACCAAAAGACGAUUAUACCACACAGCAGUUCACUCGGUUGCAUUUUAUUGUUGCAAAACGCAUUCG